AUGCCAUUGUACCUGAAUAGAGGCAACAUUCGGAACAGGAGGGAACUGAGAAAAUUGGCCAGGAUACAGAAAAAGGAAAAGAAACUCCUUUUCUCCAAAAGGAAAAAAAAUUCACGAGGAAGAAAUAUCCCCACAAUCAAUAACCCGGAUGAAUCGCUGGAAGUGAGGCCAACAAAACAGGACAAAGGAAAUAGCAAGAGAAAAAGAAAUUACAGCGAGGGCAACAAUUUAAACGCCCCACCCAAGAAACAGAAAAAAAUAUUGAAUAGCAAAAUCAAGUAUGAUAUUUCUGCUGAACAAGAAAAGGAUAAUCAGUUAUUAUCGUACUUGUCGAAGAAGUUAAAAAUUAACAACAAGGAUGAUGGGAAAAAUAAUGAGGAAAAAAUUUUUAAACAGUUGGAGAAGGAUGGCUUUGACUCGAAUUUGCUAAAAUUGACUGACAUAAUAUUUGGCGAAUUUCAGAAAAGUUAUAAAAAGAAAUGUAAAAAAAAGGGUAACAAUGCCCUACGGGAGGAGGAUGACACUGUGGGAAGAUCCUCUGAGGAAGAGAGGGUUCUAAGUGAAGAUCAAGAUGAUGCACCAAGCGAGGAAGACACAGAGAAAAAAGAGAAGAAAAAAGUGAAGAAAAAGAAGUUGUCAAAAAAGAAGACUCACACAGAGAUAUCGGAAAGCGGAGAAGAAGAAGACGCAGAAAACGCAGGGGGGGUGCAUCCCCCCAGGGGAAAGGUGAGCGAAAGGAAAAAAAAACCCAAAGCGGAAAAAAAGAAAAAGAAAAAGGCACUGAAUUAUCCAGAAGAAGCGAAAAAGAUAGAGAAAUUUCUCAUGGUUUCUCUGAACAAGACAUCCGAAUUUAAUAUAAAAUCCAUUAUUCAAGAUCUGUGCAAAUAUUUUCACGAUCUGGAUGACUUGAAACUAAAGGUUAUGUUUAAUGAUUCUAUCACGAAAAUAACACGCAACCAUUUUAACCAUGUAAAUGCUACCGAUAUUCACAUAUGCAUAUGCGUGGUGAUAAUUUGUGUGUUGAACAAUUUGGUAUACCAGAAUUUGCUGAAAGAUUUCUUAAAAGCCCUGACCAGAACUCUUAAACAACUCUGCGAGGACAAUCGUGAUUUGAUGAGAAAAGUAGAAAGAGAAAAUGAGCUCAGUGGUGUCGUGAACCGCAACCAUGACAACCUGCAUGAUAGCAACGAGAAUGGUAGUAAAAAUGGACAGAGUGCGCCGCCAACUGGUUCAAGUGAAGAAAACCAAUAUGGUAUCCCCGCACAGGGGAGUACAAACAAUGCGAAAAGUAAUCAUUUAGUUAGCCAAGAGGAACAGGAGAAAUACCAAAAUUUUAAAAUAAUUCUAAGAAACAUACUGAAGAGCUUUUGCCUUUUUUAUGCCCUCAGUUACCUCGAUUUCGACUGCAUAACUGAUAUCAUUAACUUGCUGUGUGAGGAUAUAAGCAUUAGCAGCGUGGACAAUAUAAUUAUCAUUUUGAAAAUUUGCGGAAUGAAGCUAAAAAGUGAAGAUGGUAGUCACUUGAAUUAUAUAACGGAGUAUUUAAAAAAACAGAUCGACAAUUAUAUUGUGCAGAAUGAUAUUUGCAUCGAAAAGAGCAAACUACGAUUUUUGAUCAAAGAUAUUGAUGAUUUAAAAAAUGGCACAAUGAAAUUUCACUUUUUAAAUAAAUUUGAAUUCCUCUUUAGCGUCUUAAAUGAGUUUGAAAAGAAAUAUAACUUCAAGGGGAGAAUGGUCUCUUUUUCAUUCUUAAAAUUUUUUAAAAGUGCCGAAUGUGCCAACACACAGGGAGGAAAAAAAGGCGCUAAAAGGAGGAAAAGCAGAGAAAACGAAGAAAUGGAAAAAAAUGAUAUUUAUACAAAUGGUGCACUAGUCGAGAGCGAAAAUAAGACAUGUAACAGGGACAAUGACCCUCUCGGCGAAGAAGAAACUAAAUUUGUGAAGAACAAAUUUUGUAAGCUAAAUUAUUUAAUGGCGGGGGAUGAAGAAGAAUAUUUUAACGAAUCCUACUUUGGUAAACUUUUAAAGAAAUAUAAAAUUCAGGGAAUUCUACCGAAAAAAAUUUUCUUAAUUAUAAAAAACAGUCUGGACGUAAAUGAGUGUGUGCACAACUUAUCCUUAAUUUUAAAGAAGAAGAAAAAUAUCCCUCAUGUCAUCCAAACAAUUAUUCAAACCCUGUUGUAUGAAAAAAAAUACAAAGUUGCCUAUGCAAAGAUGUUAAGAAAUAUUUCCAAUGUUAAAAGUAGAAUAUUUUUAUUCAGCUUAAAAACAGUUUUUAUAAAUUACUUGAAGAAUAUCAAUAAUUACGAUUUAAAGCAAGUCCUUUUUUUAAGCAAGUUAUUUACUUUUUUGUUUAAAGAGAAGUUGUUGAAUUUUCACAUUUUUAAAUUUAUCGAAAUGGAUCCACACGAAAUGGGAGGGAAAAAAAAACAGCAGCAUUGUAACCUUUUCUUUUUCUUGAAAACCGUUUUCAUUUUAAUUUCGCUACAUGACAAGUCCGAUGAUUUUACUAGCAACAGUGAAUUGUGGUGUCACAUAAUGCAGACCACGGAGAACGGGCAUUUGCCGAGUUCCACAAUUUCUGUUUUUAAAGGAAUUUUAAAGAAGUACAUAUUUGAUGAGGCAGAUAACAUCGUGCGCGUGUACCCCAACUUUAAGAUAAGGUAUGCUGAGAAGUUUUUCGCCUUUCUGGGGGUGAAAAAGGAGUAA
Molecule: messenger RNA, 2709 nt
Organism: Plasmodium knowlesi strain H
Lineage: Eukaryota; Apicomplexa; Aconoidasida; Haemosporida; Plasmodiidae
Product: conserved Plasmodium protein, unknown function
Exons: 2
Coding region: 1-2709 (902 amino acids)
Biological process (GO): ribosomal small subunit biogenesis
Cellular component (GO): nucleolus
Molecular function (GO): RNA binding
Source: RefSeq, a predicted model, not a curated record